This is a messenger RNA of Epinephelus moara (kelp grouper), 1896 nucleotides long. It is a transcript of the gene sys1, whose product is annotated as SYS1 golgi trafficking protein. NCBI's taxonomy places the organism in Eukaryota, Metazoa, Chordata, Actinopteri, Perciformes, Serranidae. Gene Ontology annotation, biological process: Golgi to plasma membrane protein transport; protein localization to Golgi apparatus; Golgi to endosome transport. Gene Ontology annotation, cellular component: trans-Golgi network; Golgi membrane. Bases 288 to 758 code for a protein of 156 amino acids. The transcript is spliced from 5 exons. The record is from RefSeq and is a predicted model, not a curated record.
GUGACUUCCGUGUUGUUAACCAGGCACAGCUAAACGAUUACUAGGCCCGGUUUAUUAUCUGUAGAGUCUAAAAAAUAGCAAGAAACCGGAUGGAUUAUCGUUAACGCGGCACCUGAAACCUUUCUAGUCCAGUACUCAGCCUAUACUUCUUCCACCUGUUAAGAUAAUGGGACAACUGUUCAUAAGAUUUUGAGAUCACGCGCAGGUCACACUGGAUGGCCAAGGUGGUAACAGUCGGGGCCAGCUGUUAACAUUGUUUGGGCCUGUAUAUGUAACAUCAGUCUGCAAUGGCCAGUCACUUCCGUAGCUACAUCUGGGACCCGGUCCUCAUUGUGAGUCAGAUUGUGUUGAUGCAGUGCAUCUAUUACAGCUUCUUGGGCCUGUGGUUAGCAGGAGUGGACAGUCUGGUGCAGAGUAGUCGGUCACUGGACCAGAUCUUCAGCUAUGAGGUCCUGGGGUUUGCAACAAUGCAGGGCAGGCUCUCAAUGAUGGCAUUCAUCUUGAACUCUCUCACCUGUGCCCUGGGCCUGUGGUUCUUCAUCCGCCGAGGGAAGCAGUGCCUGGACUUCACAGUUACUGUGCACUUCUUUCAUAUGAUUGGCUGCUGGAUCUAUAAUGCUCAUCUUCCAGUGGCCCUGUCCUGGUGGCUCGUCAAUGUAGCCUGCAUGGCAUUGAUGGCUGUAAUCGGAGAGUACUUGUGCAUGCGGACUGAGCUCAGGGCCAUUCCAGUCAAUACUGGACCCAAAUCUAACCUGUGAAUUGUUGCCGACACCAGACUCAAAGUCUGCGGACGUUUAACCCCUGAUGAACUCGCUCAGAGAAGGUUUUUUUUCACUGCUUGCAAAAGAAAUGGAGCACAAACCUCCAUCAGCGUAGAUGUUGGAUUGCCAUCCAUCUCCUCUUCAAGUGACACAUCAGAUGAACUGAUCUAUUUAUUCAUAGCUGUCUGUUUAAUGUGGGGCAGUAUUAAUUCUGUAGCAUAUUAAGAUACAUGUUUUCUUGCUGAUAAAAGCAGGCGUCAGUUUACACCUUUCUCUGAACCUGUACAUUUUAUUCUUCAUAAUUGCAUUUUUGUGUUCAUGUUAAGAACAUAAGCAAGGACAUACGAUUUCCUACUUUUAAGUUUUGUGGUAAUUCUUCUUUUUUUCGGGCUUGUGCAUGUCUUCAUGUGAAUUGAAACUUCAGAGCAGAUACAAAUGGUCCUAAAAGGCAGCAGGAGAGCAACAACAGCGACAUUUUCCCCUCUCUUUGUGUUGAUAUAGUUACAGGCUGGCUGGGUUGGCAAACAAACAUGAUCAUGUUACAGGAUAUUAAGGUUUUAAAAUGUGAAUGUUCCAGUCACAUCUUACUGCAAUUUAGAGAUGCCAAUGUUCAGAGUCACCUGUUGCAGCUUUUAUUAUGUGUUCUUACAGUUGCAUCUAAAAGUUAAAUGCUGUGUAAUAAGUUCAGUGUUCAAACAGGUAGACUAUAGUUCCCUGACAAAAUAAUCAAUCAUUGUGUCAAUCCAAAUGUAGGAAUCCUUUAUAAUCUCAACACACAGUCACAUAUAUAAAAUCAGGCUUAUUUUUACCUUCCUGGAUUACGUUUCUACUUUCAGCCUCACAGUGCUCGGUUUAGGCCUCUGUUGUCAAGCUUGUACAGCAUUUUGCACAGCUAAUGUUAUUUGUUUCCGUUUCUUUAUGUUAUGAUGUAUUAUGCAGACUCGGUGGCCACUUUGGGGAGAGUUUGUCAGCCACCAGCUGUGUUCUGACAGCAGACUGUGUCUGUGUUUCUGAAAACACUAUUUCUGUUUGUGGGGACGUGAUGUGACAAGUACUAAAAUGUGCAGCACUGAUGGUUUCUGGAACAUUGUCAGCUUUGUCACUCAGCAGUGGCUUUUAAAACCAUGUCAAAAUC